CGAAGAAGAAGAAGGAGCAGAAGAAGAAAAAGAGGAAGUUGAGGGGGAAAAAAAAGAAUUGUGCCGUCUUCUGACUUCCACUUUUCAGCUCAUGGCUUCUACAGCGACUAUUAAGAUUGGAAUAAUUGGUGGUUCAGGCCUGGAUGAUCCAGAUAUCUUGGAGGGCAGAGCAGAACGUUAUGUUGACACACCAUAUGGAAAGCCAUCAGAUGCUCUGAUACUGGGGAAAAUAAAAAAUGUUGAAUGUGUGCUCCUCGCCAGGCAUGGGAGACAGCACACUAUAAUGCCCUCCAAUGUGAACUACCAGGGUAACAUCUGGGCACUGAAGGAAGAAGGCUGCACACAUGUUUUGGCCACCACGGCCUGUGGAUCACUCUGUGAGGAAAUUCAACCAGGAGACAUUGUCAUCAUAGAUCAGUUCAUUGACAGAACAACCAAGAGAGCUCAGACACUGUAUGAUGGGCAGCCCACCAGCCCUCCAGGUGUGUGUCACAUCCCCAUGGCUGAUCCGUUCUGCAACAGAACUAGAGAGGUUUUGAUGGCUGUGGCACAGAGUUUGGGGAUCAAGUGCCACAUAAGAGGGACGAUGCUGUCUAUUGAGGGUCCUCGCUUUUCCUCACGAGCAGAGAGCCUGAUGUUCCGCCAGUGGGGUGCUGAUGUCAUUAACAUGACCACGGUGCCAGAGGUGAUCCUUGCAAAGGAGGCCGGCUUGUGCUAUGCCAGCAUUGCCAUGGCUACAGACUAUGAUUGUUGGAAGGAGCAUGAAGAGGCGGUGUGUGUUGACAAUGUAAUGAAGACGAUGAAAGAAAACGCGAACAAAGCCAGCAGUCUUCUUCUUACGGCAAUCCCCCAGAUUAGUCAGAUGGACUGGGCUCAGACAAUAAAGACCUUGAAAUCCAUGGCUCAGUCUUCAGUCAUGUUACCAAAGCACUAAGUGUGAAGCGGAAGCAGAAGUGCACAUGGGUACAGCUCCCGUUCACUACCUGUCCCGCAGUGGCAACUGGACACAAUUACAAGAAAGUGCCCGACACACAGCAAGUCUGCUGCGUUCUCAGCUGCAGUUUUUACUGGUUUAGCUUGUCUCACAAUACAGUGGAAAAGAA
This is a messenger RNA of Thalassophryne amazonica, 1103 nucleotides long. RefSeq names its product methylthioadenosine phosphorylase (gene mtap). Gene Ontology annotation, biological process: nucleoside metabolic process. The coding region runs from base 92 to 934 and encodes 280 amino acids. The record is from RefSeq and is a predicted model, not a curated record. Gene Ontology annotation, cellular component: cytosol. NCBI's taxonomy places the organism in Eukaryota, Metazoa, Chordata, Actinopteri, Batrachoidiformes, Batrachoididae. The transcript has 8 exons. Gene Ontology annotation, molecular function: S-methyl-5-thioadenosine phosphorylase activity.